Messenger RNA from Tuber melanosporum (Perigord truffle), 2254 nucleotides. RefSeq lists its product as uncharacterized. Gene Ontology annotation, cellular component: spliceosomal complex. The transcript has 8 exons. Bases 139 to 1932 code for a protein of 597 amino acids. The record is from RefSeq and is a predicted model, not a curated record. NCBI's taxonomy places the organism in Eukaryota, Fungi, Ascomycota, Pezizomycetes, Pezizales, Tuberaceae.
GUUAUUCAACACGAGCUGUCAACCCCAACACCUCAACUCCCUUCCUCCUUUUCGUCUUUCCGAUUUUCAAUUACCUCCGCCUUGCAGAGUUUUUUGGUUCGCUCGCUAGCAAUAAUUUCCUAGGCCCCCAAAUAAAGGAUGGCUAGUUUGGACAAUCUUUUCAAGAAACCAGCGCUCCCUUCCUCCUCUUCUAAUUCCUCUAAGAAGCGAAAAUUAGAAUCAUCCGUCGAUCCAGUCGCCGCCUACAAAUCCGCCAAGCUGGAAGCUCCAAGUAACGACAAAGGGAAAUCCCGCGCAGCAACGGUGGAAGAGGGUGACAUUGAUGAUACGGCUGGUCCAUCAGCCUUACCUGUCAAUUUUUUCGACAAUGCCGGAGAGGAACCGGAAGAUGAGGAGGGCGGUAGAUUCUUUGGCGGAGGGGUGAAUAAAAAAACGGCUGAGAUAUUGGACUUUAUGGAUGAGCGGGAUCGAGAUGAUACGGCUGCUGCUUCUGAAAAGAUCGAUGUGGCGUGGCUGCGGCGCACGGCAUUAGGGUUCGAGAAGAAGAUUAAUAAAAAUGCCGAGAUGAGAGGGAAGUACGAAGAUGAUCCGCAUAAGUUCAUGGCUUCUGAAGCAGAUCUCGACGCUGGUAUAAAGGCAAUUUCGGUCCUGUCGGAGCAUCCCGAAUUGUUUGAGGAAUUUCGAAAACUAGGUUGUCUAGCCAGCCUUGUAGGACUUUUAGCUCAUGAAAAUACCGAUAUAGCGAUCGACGUCGUCGAGGUGAUCAGUGAACUAACCGACGAUGAAGUAGAGGCCGAACCAGAGCAGUGGAAUGCGAUAGUAGAUGGAAUGAUAGAGGCUCAACUUUUAGAAAUGCUGACGCAAAAUCUUUCGCGUCUUAAUGAAGGAAAUGAGAGCGAUAGGAAUGGAGUCUAUCAUACCUUGAGUGUGUUUGAAAAUCUCGCAUCACAGCAAUCGUUGGCGGAACAAAUGGUUCGCGAAACGAACAUAACGCCAUAUUUACUGCAGAGAAUCCAAGCCCGUGAAUCACCAAUUUCUCAGAACAAGCAAUACGCGGCGGAGCUGCUAGCAAUUCUUCUACAAUCAUCACCAGCUAACCGCAAAAAACUGUCUGAGCUCAGCGGAACUGAUGUACUUCUACAGCUGCUAUCGCCAUACCGAAAGCGUGAUCCAGUAAAAGGCGGCGAUGAAGAGGAGUUCGUAGAGAAUGUGUUCGACUGCUUGACCUGCGUGGUUGACGAACUUGAAGGCAAAGAGGCCUUCGUUGACUUAGAGGGGGUGGAACUAGUCCUGAUUAUGCUGCGGGAGGGGAAGAUGAGCAAACCCAGAGCACUAAGAUUACUGGAUCACGCUGUCGGAGGACAAUCUGGGGCAAACGUCUGCCAAAAGCUUGUAGAUGCAGCGGGGCUCAAGACCGUUUUCGGCAUGUUUAUGAAGAAACAAGACAAUCAAACAACUGAGCAUCUACUUGGCAUAUUCGCUGCGCUUUUAACGCACCUACCAGCCGACUCCGCCUCACGCAUCAGAACGCUGGCAAAGUUUGUUGAAAAAGACUACGAAAAGAUUGCCAAAUUGACUAAAUUGCGUACCGACUACGCGCUACGCGUGGCCAAGGUGGACGCGGAGAUCGCCGUCCAGCGGGAAGAUUUGGGGUCAGUCGUUGAAGAGGAGGAAAUGGCUGAGGAGUGGUUCUCCAAGAGAUUGGACGCUGGGUUGUUUUGUCUACAGAUGACCGAUCGAAUACUUGCCUGGUUAUGCGCCGAAGACGACGGUGCUAAGAAGAGGAUUGGUGGACUGCUGGGCAGGGCUGGUGGGAGCCUAAGGGAUGUCAGGAGGACACUUAAGGAACAAAUCGAUGGCAUGACUGAAGCGUCAGAUGAGUGGCAACAGGUUAUCAAGGAUAUGCUCUCGACAUUGAUUGAAUUUCUCUAGUCAUUGUUUCUCCUGUUAUCUUAAGUUAUUUUCUUCCAUUCAUUCCUUGUCAUUUCUUUUUACCCCAUCCAUCGCUUCUCCUUUCCUUCCUCUUCCCCCCCAUUCCCUCUUUCCCCUCACGCGCCAUUACCAAACAGCCCGCCUUACCCGCCCCCUCCCUUCUUUCCCUACUUGGCAGCUCGAUAUACCCAGGAAGAAGGCGUGCGGACAGCGAGGAGAACUCAACAAUGGGAGGACACACCCAUCACACCCACAACAAAAGCGCAAGUGCAAUUCAGGGGAAUUACGAAAGAAGAGAAAUAAUAAAUAGUUUUAAUCACCA